AUGGCGACCGAACCGGCCAGAACUGGUAUCAUCCCAACAACACAGGAAGACCAGCCCAAUCCCACACCGACCGAAUCCGAUUCCACCCGCGCUCAAUCGGAGGAGCAAUUCGAUCCCGAUGCCACAGGAAAUGGAAAAUUACACGCGAAUCCGCAAACUGUCGACAUCAACACGAUUAAAGACGAAAUAUUCACGGCAUUAGGGAAUGGAAUGGUCGGCAAGAAAAUCGAAGAGAUAAUACUUCCUGAAGUGGUCGAGAAAAUAUGGAAGCAAAACCACCACCGAAAGUUUUAUAUCAACCAAUCUUGGUACAAGUCGGAAUGGGACAGGAACAAUUUCAUGGACGAGAUGAUUCAGAUAAUGUCAAUCUUGAUUCGAAUUAGUUUCGACCAAUGGUCCAAGUUUGGCGAAAAGUUCGUCCAUCACGGAGAUCGUCGGGACUGUAACCUUCCUUUCGCCUUGGAAACAUUGCAAGAGAAGGGCUUCCUGGGGGUGUCUCUGGGAGAGCUCUUCUACGAGAAACAGUUCGCAUUUUGUCCGGUUCCGAUCCCAGAGCAAGAGGACCAGUUCAUACUGGAUAGAGAAAAGCGCCUUCCGUGGAUUGAUGAACCCAAAUUUGUGGAGAAAGGAGGCUAUGGAGAAGUCAAUAAGCGAACAGUCGCGAAGGGCUUUUUGCGCUUUCAAAAUCGCACCACAAAUCUCGAACCCAGAGCUGUUGCAGUCAAGACAUUAUCCGGAAAUGCUGCACUCGCAGAAGAGUUCAAGAACUUGAAGGAGCUACGCGAAUGCCUAAGUGCCCAUACACGAAUCAUGGUCAAUCUUGUUACGAUGGUAGACAAAUCAGGCCCGACUAACAUCUAUCACAUUGUUUACGAACUGGCCGCGUACGACCUCAAUGUUUUCCUGACCACGAUGCGCUCUAAUCUGAGGAGGAUACGCCACGCGACAGCCACACCAGAAAGGACAGGUUCCGCGAACAUGUGGCCCGGCGAUCUGAUCUCAGAAAGCGUCAAUCUUGCCGAUGCAUUGGAUUAUCUUCAUAAUCGGCUGAUCUCCUCCAAGCUACACUCAUCGCUCUCCCACAACGACGUCAAACCAGAAAACAUCUUAGUGGUCUAUCCUGAAAGAACCAGUGAGAAUGAACUGUAUCCAGUGGGACAAUGGAAACUCGCUGACUUCGGGCUCUCAAAAAUGAAGCCCAAGCGAUAUUCUGGUGGCCACAACAGACACUUGAGUGCAGAUGACGCUCCAUCAAGUUCUUCCUAUCCACAAAAAACCCACAGAACCGAGAGACCGAAAUCUGUGUCCAACGCUAUACCUGAGAGAUACCCAGGAAUGUACACGGCACCAGAAUUGGAUCAAGAAACCCCCCAAAAAACAGAUUGCAGGAGUGCGGAUGUAUGGUCUUUCGGAUGCGUUCUCUCUGAGAUUGUCACCUACGCUGUCAACCUCGACUUCCAGCAGGUGGAGUCUUUUCGCGACUCACUUCUACAGAGCUCUCCAGCGGAUCCAAAGUUCUACAAUAAAAAAUCCAAGGAUGUCAAGUCAGAGUUCAUCGACCAUCUGGCCAGACUACCGAACACCUCACAAUCCAUUACGCGCAUCUCAAGCGAUGCUCUAUGGACGAAUCAGUGCGUUGAUCUCAUCAGAAAGAUCGUGGUCAAGGAGCCAGGUAAUCGAUUGGGCCCAAGUAAGAUCCGCGAGAAGCUUAGCCAGAUCGGUCAAGCUAUGCACAGCGGAAGAGAGGAGUGGCUGAAGCACAGCCCGCCACCACCACUCACAGUGGACACAGGUGCUGCGAACACGGAAACGGCAGUCUCUUGUCCAACGAGUGCCAUGUCCCAAAGCCCAACUGAGUAUACAAAUCCCGACUACGAGAGAGAUGAUCCAAUCACAAGGAUACCGAGUAUAGCCAUCCAUCCAGUGGAGCAUGCAAACUCAGAACCUUUGCGGGCUCCACACCUUGGGGAGAACGAGGGAAGGAGAGCGUCAGCGCCUAGAUGA
Molecule: messenger RNA, 2004 nt
Organism: Alternaria arbusti
Lineage: Eukaryota; Fungi; Ascomycota; Dothideomycetes; Pleosporales; Pleosporaceae
Exons: 3
Coding region: 1-2004 (667 amino acids)
Biological process (GO): protein phosphorylation
Molecular function (GO): ATP binding; protein kinase activity
Source: RefSeq, a predicted model, not a curated record